Messenger RNA from Miscanthus lutarioriparius, 783 nucleotides. Lineage: Eukaryota; Viridiplantae; Streptophyta; Magnoliopsida; Poales; Poaceae. The record is from the annotation of a GenBank genome assembly.
AUGGCGGCGAGGAGGGCGGCGCUGCUCGUCGCUGUCCUCCUUCUGCACCAAGCGGUGUCUUCGCUUGCUGGAAAGUGCUACUAUGAAAUACUGCAAGUGUCAAAGGGUGCGUCAGAGGAACAAAUCAAGAGGGUCUACCGCAAGCUUGCUCUGAAAUACCACCCUGACAAGAACCCCAACAAUGAGGAAGCCGGCAGGCGGUUUACCGAGAUCAACAAUGCCUACGAGGUCUUGACGGAUCAGGAGAAGAGGAAAGCCUAUGACUGGUACGGUGAGGAGGGUUUGGAGCAAUUCCAAGGCAGGCACAAUGAUGGUGAUGGUGGUCAUGCUAUGAACAUCGAACACGUGUUUAGCAAUUUUUUUGGUGGUGGAGGUAUGGAACAGGAGGAAGAACGAACUUUAAAGGGUGAUGAUGUCAUUGUUGAAUUGGAUGCUUCGCUAGAGGACUUGUAUAUGGGUGGUUCCUUAAAGGUUUGUGAUACAUGCCCAAAUGUGAAGUACAUAAGAGAAGGGGAUUUCAUUAGUGUUGAUAUUGAAAAGGGGAUGCAAGAUGGACAGGAAAUUUUAUUUUACAAGGAUGGUGAACCUAAGAUUGAUGGAGAGCCUGGUGAUUUGAAGUUUAAAAUUCGGAUAGCACGGUAUGAGCGCUUCAGAAGAGAAGGCAACGACCUACACACAACAGUGGAAAUCUCAGUGUCAGAAGCUCUUGUUGGAUUUGAGAAGAACGUAAAGCACCUUGACAACCAUGCCGUGGAAAUCGGGACCAUGGUAACUUGGCGGUGA